AUGGCAUCAGACGAAAUUGUUUGGCAGGUUAUCAACCAGCAAUUCUGCUCUUUCAAGCUGAAAACUACCAAAGAGAAGAACUUUUGUCGUAACGAAUACAAUGUCACUGGUCUAUGCAAUCGUCAAUCAUGCCCCCUCGCAAACUCCCGCUAUGCGACCGUUCGCGCAAAUCCCGACACUGGAACCCUUUACCUCUACAUGAAAACCAUCGAGCGUGCGCACAUGCCUUCGAAGCUAUGGGAACGUAUCAAGCUAUCUCAGAACUAUGCCAAAGCACUGCAGCAAGUUGAUGAGCGAUUAAUAUACUGGCCGAAUUUCUUGAUCCAUAAAUGCAAGCAGAGACUUACGCGGUUGACGCAAGUGGGGAUUCGGAUGAGGAGAUUGGCAAAGGAGGAUGAGCGAUUAGGAGAGAAGAUUGUUCCGAAAUUGGCGCCGAAAGUAAGGAGGAGAGAGGAGACAAGAGAGAGAAAAGCAGAGGCUGCGGCGAAGGUUGAGAGGGCUAUUGAAAGGGAGCUCAUUGAACGGUUGAGGAGUGGUGCGUAUGGCGAUCAGCCGCUUAAUGUCAGUGAGGCCAUUUGGAAGAAGGUGCUUAAGGGCCUGGAGAGGGGAGGCGAGGGAACCAGAGAUGAGGAUCUGGACGAGGGGAUUGAGGAAGAGGAGAUGGAGGGCGAAGAGGAAUUUGAGGAUGAAGAAGGGGUUGGCGAUGUGGAGUAUGUCAGUGAUCUUGGGGAGGAAGAGGAAGAUCUAGGAGAUUUGGAAGAUUGGCUGGGAAGUGAGGAGGAGGCGGCUACUGAUGAAGAUGAAGAAGAUGAUAGUGAGAGUAGCAGUGAGGACGAGGAUGCGAAGACUGGUGCUAGUGCGAAGAGGAAGAAGGGUCCUAUAUCGAAGGCCAAGCCGAAGAAGAAGAUGGCGAGGAUGGAGAUCGAGUACGAAGAAGAGGCUCCUCCUCGACAACUGGCUGUCAAUUGA
Messenger RNA from Glarea lozoyensis ATCC 20868, 969 nucleotides. RefSeq lists its product as uncharacterized. NCBI's taxonomy places the organism in Eukaryota, Fungi, Ascomycota, Leotiomycetes, Helotiales, Helotiaceae. The coding region runs from base 1 to 969 and encodes 322 amino acids. The record is from RefSeq and is a predicted model, not a curated record. Gene Ontology annotation, cellular component: nucleolus; preribosome, large subunit precursor. The transcript has 2 exons. Gene Ontology annotation, biological process: maturation of LSU-rRNA; maturation of 5.8S rRNA.